Perkinsus marinus ATCC 50983 is the source of this 1218-nucleotide messenger RNA. RefSeq names its product Carboxypeptidase Y precursor, putative. Gene Ontology annotation, biological process: proteolysis. Gene Ontology annotation, molecular function: serine-type carboxypeptidase activity. The coding region runs from base 1 to 1218 and encodes 405 amino acids. The transcript is spliced from 14 exons. Lineage: Eukaryota; Perkinsozoa; Perkinsida; Perkinsidae. The record is from RefSeq and is a predicted model, not a curated record.
AUGGCAAAGGGGGGCUCUGUGAUCCCAACGUCGAGCAAGUUCAUGGGCGAUAUGCUGUACUUCUUCUGGUUCUUCGAAUCGAGGAACGAUCCAGCAACUGAUCCGAUCUUCCUAUGGGUUGAUGGUGGCCCAGGCGGGAGCGGAACUGCUUCAGGGGUCGGAUACAACGGUCCUUGCAUGGUAAACAAAGAAGGAACAGCGGCAUCCAUCAACCCGAACUCGUGGACUAACAAAGCAAAUGGCAUCUGGUUGGAUCAACCCACCGGGGUGGGAUACAGCAAAGGAGGGCCACCUGAGAAAGCCGUAGGAGAGACUGUGAUGAACAUAUACAGAUUCUUAGGGCAGUUUUUCAGUCGAUUCCCCAAGUACAAAGGCCCUUUCUAUCUGGUCGGGAUCUCAUUUGCGGGCGUUCUGCUCCCACAGAUCGCACAUGCUUUGAAACAAGGUAGCGAACCCCCAAUAAACCUCAAGGGCAUCAUUUUCCAGAACGCAAUGAUAAAUGCCGAAGCUCAGUGGCCCUUGUAUCCCGAGAUGGCCUUCAAGAGCGAAACUGCGGCGCCUGCCAUCACAAAGCAGCAGUACGAUCAAAUGAAACAAGGGAUGCCCGGGUGCCUGCAAAAGAUACAGAACUGCAAUAGGGAGCCGAACGUCUGCAGGGCAGCCCGUGAGCAGUGUGAAGAACUAUCUCUAACUGCGCUGGUCGACAAUGGAGUGGACUUCUAUAAACUUACGACCAAAUGUGCCCAUCCAGACCGGCAUGGAUGCAACAACGAGGGAGACCCCCCAAAUGUUGAUUCAUUCAUGCAGCUACCGGAAGUCAAAACCUUCCUCGGAGUGAGCGAACAAUUCAUCAUCGAUAAUGAUGAGGUUUAUAAUCAGCUUAUUCCCUUCAUUCUGGUCACUUCGGACUUCUUUCUCCCGGGCCUACUGCAGUCUGGCGUUCGUGUGUUGACCGUUGUCGGUGACUUAGACUAUAUCUGUAACUUCAUGGGUCUGAAAACGUGGAUGCUCGACUUGGAUUGGCCCGGUAAAGAUGCCUUCCGGAGCGCCAAGGAUGUGGAGUUCAAGGAUAGUACCGGUCGGGUUGUUGGGUUGCGACGAAGCAGCAGUAAUCACGAAUACGAGUUUGUACAAGUUUACGGGGCGGGCCACCUCGCUGCGCGCGAUAAUCCCCGUGGAGUCAUGGAAGCCAUCAAUGACUUCAUGAAUGGCUCAUAA